GCCUCUGAGAGGAAGCCAGCUUAGAUGCAGCAGGGGGAAUCCUGAGGAAGGGACAGCCCGAUUGUGGUGCCUCAAACACAGGCUUCCUAAAAAAAAAAAGAAAAGAAAAGAAUAAUAAUAAGACGUCAGCACAAUUCCUCACUGUGGACGUGUCUGUGUUCCAGUGUCCCUUUGGUUUCAUGACAUACAGCUUGGUGACUCAUAGGUCGUGUUUAUUUGGCUCAAACCUGCCGAGACUCUGGCAAUCGAUCAAAACUUGUGAGUCCCUCCUUCUCCCACCCACUUCCUCACACCCUGAGGUAUAAGUCUGGCCGGAUGGCUGUUGACUUCACUCGAACCUGGAGGUGCAUCGCUGGAAGAAACGAGCCACAUCAAAAAGGCGGGAUGUAUUCGGAGCUAGAGUGCGGAAUUUGUUACCGGACCUACAACGCGGGUCGGCGGUGUCCCCGGGAGCUCCACUGCAAACACAGCUUCUGUGAGAGCUGCCUCCUGGCUCUUUCCCGGCCCCUGGCACCCGGCGAGGCGCGCCCGGGAGCUGACAGAUUAAUCGCCUGCCCGCUGUGCCGACAAACCACAUCCGUCUCCGGCGAGGGGACGAUGAGAGCCGCGCUCAGGGUGGACCGGUGUGUCCUGGGGCGGCUGCUGGCCGCGGGAGGCCUCGACCGAGAGGAGGAGGAGGAAGACGACGAGCCGGAGGAAGAGGACGGUCGGGCUCCGGACGGCUGCGACGAGGACGACGAGGGAGCGACGCUUCCCGACGCCCGAGGCGAGGAGGGGGGCUCCUCCGCAGGCUCCGGAGGUGGGAAGCUCCGGCGGACGUGGAAGAAGGUUUGGCGGAAGGUUAGCGGGAAGAACCUCCGGCAGAGCGGCGGGGAAAACUGUAUGACCAAUGAUGACUUGAGGAACCUCGCCAUGAUGUCCUGCUACAUGUUUUGACCCGUCGUCAGCCUCAGAUAACCUUCACACUGGAUACUGUAUUUAUUUCCAAUGGCCCCCCCUCCCAGCAUGGACUUGUGGUGAUGAUGAUGAUGAUGAUGAUGAUGAUGUUACCUUUCCGGCCAGAUGCAUGAGGAAAAUGAACAGGGGUGAUUCACCAGCUUUUCAGCUUCCUGGCUGCUUGUUGAACUUAUGACCACUAUGUAGCCGUCGUGCUCAAAUGAGCAAAAAAAAAGCUAUUUUAGGGCUUUAUUAAUGCACUAAUGUAUUUUGAUAUUUAUUCUUUUCAUGAAUGUAUUUAUUUUUCAAAUAUUUGUUACAUAUUUAAGGAAAAAUAAAAGUUAAAUUUA
Xiphias gladius (swordfish) is the source of this 1286-nucleotide messenger RNA. Its product is annotated as E3 ubiquitin-protein ligase-like. Gene Ontology annotation, biological process: protein ubiquitination. Gene Ontology annotation, molecular function: ubiquitin protein ligase activity. The record is from RefSeq and is a predicted model, not a curated record. Bases 316 to 936 code for a protein of 206 amino acids. The transcript has 2 exons. NCBI's taxonomy places the organism in Eukaryota, Metazoa, Chordata, Actinopteri, Istiophoriformes, Xiphiidae.